Molecule: messenger RNA, 1049 nt
Organism: Cebus imitator (Panamanian white-faced capuchin)
Lineage: Eukaryota; Metazoa; Chordata; Mammalia; Primates; Cebidae
Gene: TLCD1
Product: TLC domain containing 1
Exons: 4
Coding region: 153-896 (247 amino acids)
Biological process (GO): regulation of membrane lipid distribution; phospholipid homeostasis; membrane assembly
Cellular component (GO): plasma membrane
Source: RefSeq, a predicted model, not a curated record
CUCGCGGGGAGGGCGGGGAGGAGCCAAGGGGCCUAGAGGGCUCCGCCGAAACUGUGUGGGGCUGGCGGCUGGCGGUAGAGACGGCUGUGGUGGACCGGGUCGAGUGGGAUCCCGGUCCCAGAACAGCCCUAGGAGGCGGACGGGCGGACAGCAUGCCCCCACUGCUGCACCCCGCCCUGCCGCUGCUCCUGGGCGCCACGCUGACCUUCCGGGCGCUCCGGCGCGCGCUCUGUCGCCUGCCCCUACCCUUGCACGUGCACGCCGACCCCCUGCGCACCUGGCGCUGGCACAACCUUCUCGUCUCCUUCGCUCACUCCAUUGUAUCGGGGAUCUGGGCGCUGCUGUGUGUAUGGCAGACCCCCGACAUGUUGGUGGAGAUUGAGACAGCAUGGUCACUUUCUGGCUAUUUGCUCGUUUGCUUCUCUGCAGGGUAUUUCAUCCACGACACGGUGGACAUCGUGGCUAGCGGUCAGGCGCGAGCCUCUUGGGAAUACCUUGUCCAUCACAUCAUGGCCAUGGGUGCCUUCUUCUCUGGGAUCUUUUGGAGCAGUUUUGUCGGUGGGGGUGUCUUAACGCUACUGGUGGAAGUCAGCAACAUCUUCCUCACCAUCCGCAUGAUGAUGAAAAUUAGUAAUGCCCAGGAUCAUUUCCUUUACCGGGUUAACAAGUAUGUGAACCUGGUCAUGUACUUUCUCUUCCGCCUGGCCCCUCAGGCCUACCUCACCCAUUUCUUCUUGCGUUAUGUGGGCCAGAGAACCCUGGGCACCUUCCUGCUGGCUGUCCUGCUCAUGUUGGACGUGAUGAUCCUAAUCUACUUUUCCCGCCUCCUCCGCUCCGACUUCUGCCCUGAGCGUGUCCCCAGGCAGCAACACAAAGACAAGUUUUUGACUGAGUGAGAGGCACAGAGCCUGGGACAGCAAACACGGGACAAGAACAGAAACAGCCUCACAUGGAAACUGGGACUUAGCCCCAAGCCCCAGCGUCCUCUGGGGCAAGCCUCUCUACCUUCGGAGCCUGCGCCCACACUAUUGAAAACACUAAUGAAAGCA